GAUCUAUUCCCUAUACUGAGAGGAGGAGGAGGAGGAGGAGGACACAGAAGAGGGGACUCUUUGGAUAGCCUGGGUUCUAGACCACAUAGCAAAUCCUCGAACAACACUCAAAGGCAACAGUGAGGGUUGUGGGAGUGACACGGACUCAGUCUUCAGGAUGGCGGCGGACAGUAACAAGGAUUCGCUGCACUACCGCCGCUCGCUGGUCAUCGCACCCAAAACGACCACACAGUUCAACCAGUUCCUGCCCACCAAGGACAAGCCGGCGGCCUACGUGCCAGCGCCGCUCCGCAAGAAGCGGGCCGAGCGCCACGAGGACAGCCGCCGAAGCUGGGCCAGCCCCAUGUACACAGAGGAGGAUGGCACCUUCACCAGUGAGACCAGGUCCGAAUCCUCCAACAACAGAUGCAUAUCCCAGAAUUCCCUGCCCGCCGCCCACCUGCAGUGGGCGUACGAGUACGAGAGUGGCAGUGACGACGAGUCCGACCCCGAGCGGCCGGACCCCGACCUCGUUCUGGAUGACCUGGCCAGCCGGCGCUUCCACAGUCCCUCCCCCGCCCCGCCUACCAAUUACGCACUACCAAUCAGCCCUGUGGAGGCCGGGAAUGCCGUGGGAUUAGGAGGAGGGGGAGGAGGGGUUUCAGUGGCGAAAGGAGGGACCUGGCCAAUGGUGACAAUGACCACGAACACGAACGACCCACCGCGGCAGACGGUGACCUGCCUCAGCAGCAGUGGGCCAAUGACGCCGAUGCGCUCCCCCCAGCCUCAGAUGGGCUCAGUGAGGGUGGACCACCGCCAUCCUCUCCCCACUGAUAGCCUCCUCCGACAGAUGUACGACGAUUCUGAAGACGAGGAAGAUGAUGUUGGGUACGCUGACCCCGUUCAGGAUGACCUGUACGCCCGCAAAGUGGGCGUGUCGCCCAAGCCACCUGUCGACGUGUCAUAUGACAGGUUCCUACCCAAGUUCUGGACGCCCGAGGAGGACGCCCACAUGCAGAAGAUCAAACUGGGGUCCCAGAGGAGACCCUGGUACAAAAAGAUCCAGGGCUUCAGCCGAAAGAAGUCUGGCAGCUCAUCCUCUGACGACUCUGACUGCGAUGUCAGUCGCUGGCUCUCCUCAGCCCCUUCAGGCCCCUCCCCCUCCUCUCACCCCCAUGUAUCUGAAGGCUCCACCCACACCAGCCACCCGGCUGCAGAUCAAAGACUGCUCCAAAAGCAUGAUGUUGCUAGCGAUGGGAGCAAAUCAAUGACAGACCUUGCGGUGGACCUGAAGCAGGUGCGCUACGAGGAGCUACAGAAGAUCAGAGAGCAGGUCAAGGAGAAUGAGGACCAGUGGCAGGAUGACCUCACCAAGUGGAAGAACCGUCGCAAGAGCUUCAACUCUGAUAUUGUGAAGAAGAAAGAGGAGAGGGAGCGGAGCACAGCGAGCACCGGAGGAGGGAGCGGCGGUUUACAGAGGUCCAAUUGGAGCUCCAUCGGCAGUCGCCUCAACUCCCUCGCCUCCCUGGACCAGGACGUGUUUGAAGACUCCGCCCCGGUCCGCCGCACCUUCCCCCCGAGGAGCUACACCAUCGAUAACCCCUACCCCUACACCACUGUUGACCGCCUCAGCACCACUAGCUCCUCCGUGCCCCCCCCAAAGGAGGAGGCCCCCGCUGCCACCACGGCAACCAACAGGGCUGGCUCGCCCUCUAGGGGCAACAUGAGUGACAGUAGCGACAGUAGCGACAGUCCCUCCGGUUCUGGUAGCGACAUCACCAACAACACUACCACGGUCGGUCGUACCUCCAACUACAACCCCUACGUUCCAGCCCCGACUCCCUCGGAGAAAGCCCCAAGCCCGGCCUCGCGGUAUACCAGUACAGCCAAGAUGGAGGAGACCUUAAGCACCACCACCACCACCACCCCCAGCUUCCUACCCAAAGCGCCCGAGCCCAGUCGACCAUGGGUAGGCAAGGUGUCUGAAGAAGUGACCCCCUCCACUGGUGGUGGCUCUCCAUACAAACAACAACCACAGUACAACUCGGUGGUGAUGGACCCAAAGCCCAUGCCUCCCGGUGUGUCUCGGGUUUCUGCCUCUCUCCCCAGGAGCUACAUGAGAUCGGAUAGCGCUCGGCUCACCUCUGUCGUCACUCCACGGCCCUUCGGGAGCCAGUCCACACGCGUCGCAUCACUGCCCUGCGCCUACACCGCUCCUCAGAUGGGUGUCUCUCAGAAACGUGUGAACGGAGAGACGGAUGUCACCAAGAAGCCGUUGGCCCCCAGCCGCUAUAGCCAGGUCAUGACCUCUGAGGACGAGGCGCGCUCCCUCUCCAGCUCCGCCCACAGCAGUGGAGGAGAGGAAGAGGAAGAAGAAGAGGAGAGGGAAAGGGGUGCGACCCCCACACUUGCCCCUACCCUGGCCCCUUCUCAGGCCAGGAUUCCUUCCCCCGCCCUCCAGACCCCAAAAGUGACCUCCCCAGCCACAGUCAGUCCGUUAUCUGCAAAAGACACAAACCAGGAGAGCUACGCUGACAUGCGGAUUAGUCUCAACCAGAAGCCCAACAGCAGCAGAGACUUUGGCUUCCAGACAGAGUGGGACUCCACCGGAGCACACAUCACCUCCAUCCAACCAGGCAGCCCAGCGGAGCUGUGCCAACUGCAGGUGGGCGACGAGGUGCUGUCUGUGAGUGGGCAAAGGGUGGCAGAGAUGAGCUACGGCAAGUGGAAGAGCAGCACAGAGCAGGCUCUGCAGCAGGGCAGCCUCACCAUGGACAUACGCCGCCACGGCAGUAACAACUGGGACAGAGACCUACCUUCCAUGCCAUUUAAAAGCCAUAAGACCAUCAAUCUGACCAGUAUGGAUCAUCAUCCAACACUUAUAGGUUCCACCGACACAACCACCGUUAACGCCGUUAACGCAACCACCAGCUUGGAUUUCACCUCUCGGGGAUCCAUGGAAACCACCAAGGAGGUCACUACCCAACCAAUAAUUGAUGUGGCAUCCAAUGGAGAGAAUGGAGGUUUCCGUGACGAGACAGUGACCAUGAGAAACAAAGAACCCAUAUCCAUGAAAAACUUAAAACGGAGGUCAGAGUUUUUUGAACAAGGAGGAUCAGAGUCUGCGAUAUCUGAUAUGCCCGUUGCCUCCAUCGCUCCCUCCUCUAACCACUGGUCCUGGGACCCGGAGGAGGAGCGCAGGAGGCAGGAGAAAUGGCAAAAGGAGCAGGAGAGAAUCCUACAGGAGAAAUACCGUCGUGACCAGGAGAAGCUGGAGGAGGAGUGGCGUCGGGCCCAGCAGGAGGCUGUGACAGAAGGGGGCAGACACCACCAAGAGGAACCGAGAGGCCUGGAGGUGGACAGCAGAAAUAUCAGCCCCCUCUCCCCCCUACGCAAGCCCACCGCGCCCUGGGAGGACAAGGAAGCGCAAGAGAAGGAAAGGAGGAGGAGGGAAGAGGAGGAGGCACAGCGAAGACAGGAGGAGGAAGAGAGGAGGAGAGUGGAGGAGGAGAGGAGGAGGGAGGAGGAGGAGGAGCGAGAGCUGCUGCGUCUUCAGAAGGAGCGGAAGAGCAGGGAGAAGCAGGAGGAUGAGGAGAGGAGACAGAGGGAAGAGGAGAAGCUGAGAUGGCAGAGGAAGGAGGAGGAGAGGGAGGAAAGUAGGCGCCAGGAGGCUGCGGAACAACAGCACAGGGAGAAAGAGAAAAUGCAGGAGCAGCAGCAGCAGCAAUGGGUCGGGGACUUCUAUGGCUAUGCCAAGGUCCAGCCUGAGAUAUCCAUGGCAGACAGGGCAAAGUCGAAAUCUACACCAGAGCUGGACGACGUGGAGAAACCAGAGACUAAAGGCUGGUACGGCCGCUCGGGGGGCAUGGCCCAGAGGUUACUGGAGGAGGAGUUGAGACGUAAAGCAGACAAAAAGGCCCAGAGUCUCCGGGCUGCGUCCGAGCUGGAGUUGGAGAGGAGAAACAUCCUAAACGCCAUGAGAUACAGAGAGCCAGAAAGAGUGACUAGCAGCGGUGGGCUGGGCGAGAUGUUGUGGAGUAAGGGCCAGCAGAGCCUACCCCAGGCGGAGCUGGAGAGGCAGCAGAUCCUGCAGGAGAUGAAGAAGAAGACCCAGCUGUCCACAGACAACAGCUGGAUACGCCAGCGCUCCACCACCACCAGCAAGGACCCCACUGCCAGCCCCAUCAGGAGAGGCGAGUCUCUGGACAACCUGGACACCGCGCCCCACUCUUCCUGGCGCUCGUCGUGGACACCGGGAAGCACCUCGUCCAUCCCCAACUACAGCAGGCCUCACUCCGCCCUUUCCGGUCUCAACACUACAUCCUCCUACAGCGGUGGUGGCUACGGCAGUGGUGGCUACGGCAGUGGUGGCUACAGUGGCGGCGGGGCCGGAAGUCGUCCCGGCUCAGCCACCCUGCCCUCCUCACUCUCCAUGAGCUCCCUCAGAGGGGCCGGGGGGAGCAACCCAUCUUCCUGGUCCCAGCCAACCCCCUCAUCUCUCGCACCCACCCCUUCUCCUGGCCCCGAACCCGAAUCACGCCCAUUCUCACAGCAACGUAGCAGGUCAGUGAGUGGCAAGAAAAUCUGUACGUUCUGUGACACGGUGCUGGGCAAGGGAGCCGCCAUGAUCAUCGAGUCCCUGGGACUCUGCUAUCAUUUGACCUGUUUCAAGUGCAUCGACUGUAAGUCUGACCUGGGAGGAUCGGAGGCCGGAGCUGAGGUCAGAAUACGUAACCGACAGCUCUACUGUAACUCCUGCUACAUGCGAUUCAAAACUGGACAGCCAAACUCCAUGUGACAUCGCUUUACAACAGUAGAUAAAGGACUACUUGACAACAACCCAUGAACACUGCAACCAGCCGUAACACUUCGCUAGAUGACAACUUUAGAUGUAUUAAUGUGUUUUAUGAUUCAGCAAAAAGCCCUGAUUCUUCAAUGAACAACUAUCUUAUUCUUUAUUUUUACUGUACGCUUGAGAGGGUGAGAUUGACAAAAGAUACGUGAAAAUGUUUAUAUCAAUGUAUUAUUUUUACCAAUUGCUUGUAUAAUGUAUGAGGGAUGUGCAUGCACCUGCGAGUUCUAGACUUUUAGCUGAAAAUAGGGUUGGAAAAUUCCGAAAACUUUCCCAAAUUUCAUGGGUUUAUCAGAAAUCCCCGGUGGAGGGUUUGGGGAAUUUUGAAACCCCAACUGGAAACAAUACUGUAAAUUGAUUUCGGUCUGGUUCAUGAGAUUAUUGAUCCUGAUCGCUGCAUACUUCAGAGAUGUAAGAGUUUUCAUGUUAAGCCGGGGGAAACCUGAGAUUUCUUCUCCUUUUUCGCCUGCAAGUCUUUUAGUUACAUCAAGUUUGUUGUUGACUAAGGUUUGUUGUUGACUCGUUUAUUUUUAUCGAUGUGCCUUUUUUGUUUGUGAUGGGGGGAGAUUAUUUAGAUGAAAAUAUAUUUUAAAAAACUGGCAUGGUUGGUUAGAGAGAGAGAGAGAGAGAGAGAGAAAGAGAGUGAGCACGUAUUGGGGAGUUGUUGUUCUUUCGCAUUAAUCUUAUACAUUUUAGCAGUAAAAAAAAAUGUGGGUUGAGAAAAAAUAUAUAUCACUAUAAUGUAUGGCAUUGAGGUAAAGUUUGUAAAUAAAGUGACUAAAUCGUGA
Coregonus clupeaformis (lake whitefish) is the source of this 5619-nucleotide messenger RNA. Its product is annotated as LIM domain only protein 7. Gene Ontology annotation, biological process: regulation of cell adhesion; regulation of signaling. The record is from RefSeq and is a predicted model, not a curated record. Lineage: Eukaryota; Metazoa; Chordata; Actinopteri; Salmoniformes; Salmonidae. The transcript is spliced from 27 exons. Gene Ontology annotation, molecular function: protein binding. Bases 158 to 4777 code for a protein of 1539 amino acids.